Penicillium lagena is the source of this 981-nucleotide messenger RNA. RefSeq names its product polysaccharide deacetylase family protein. Lineage: Eukaryota; Fungi; Ascomycota; Eurotiomycetes; Eurotiales; Aspergillaceae. Gene Ontology annotation, biological process: carbohydrate metabolic process. The record is from RefSeq and is a predicted model, not a curated record. Gene Ontology annotation, molecular function: hydrolase activity, acting on carbon-nitrogen (but not peptide) bonds. The coding region runs from base 1 to 981 and encodes 326 amino acids. The transcript has 3 exons.
AUGGCCCCAAAACGCGUUCUUAUCACGUACGGUGUCGACGUCGAUGCUGUGGCCGGGUGGCUCGGCUCGUAUGGCGGCGAAGAUUCCCCGAACGACAUCAGCCGUGGGCUCUGGGCAGGGACAGUAGGGACCAGACGUCUGCUGAAAUUGUUCGACAAGUACAACAUCAAAACUACCUGGUUCAUCCCGGGCCACUCGCUGGAGACCUUCCCCGAGGACAUGGCAGCUGUCCGAGACGCGGGUCAUGAAAUUGGGCUGCACGGCUACUCGCACGAGAAUCCGACUGAUAUGACCAUCGAGCAGCAGCGGGACGUGCUCGACAAGACCUAUCGCAUGCUGACCGAAUUUUCGGGCAAACCCCCACGCGGGAGCGUAGCACCUUGGUACUGUUCCAUUCCUCAUGUUAAAGUUGUCCACCGGUCUAACAAUGAAGGGAAUAGGUGGGAAACAAGCCGCGAAGGUGCCCAACUCCUCCUCGAUUACGGCAUCGAGUAUGACCACAGCAUGAGCCACGAAGACUGCCAGGCCUAUUAUCUACGGACGGGCGACAGCUGGACUAACAUCGACUACGGUAAACAGGCGCACGAGUGGAUGAAGCCGCUCGAGCACGGCCCCCAGACGGGACUCGUUGAGAUUCCUUCGAACUGGUACAUCGACGAUCUGCCGCCGAUGAUGUUCAUCAAGAAGGCACCCAAUAGCCACGGCUUCGCCAACCCACGUGAUAUCGAGGAUAUCUGGCGCGACCAUUUCGACUACUUCUAUCGCGAGUACGACGAGUUUAUCUUUCCUAUUUCGAUCCAUCCGGAUGUAUCAGGACGGCCGCAUGUGCUUCUUAUGCAUGAACGCCUUAUUGAGCACUUCAUGAAGCAUGAAGGCGUUGAGUUUGUCACUAUGGAGCAGGUUUGCGAUGAAUUCAAGAAGAAGAACGCGCCGCCUGCUGGGGCACUGAUGCCUGCGAAGGCGGGUGCGAUGUUGAAGUAA